AUGGAAACCCUUCUCGUACUCGCUUUCGACAACCUCUCCUCCUUCGACCAAGGACGGAUUCGAAAGGGACUCCGACAAGUCGAAGGACUCCUCGCCCAGAUUUGCCUUUCGUCUCCAACGACCGCUGCCGAAAAACGCCGGUCAGUGAUCGAUCCUGGCAAAGAACCACCACCACCACCGCGCUCGUUGCAGGAGCUCAGUGGGGACCCGGCCUUUCGAGAAUUCUUCAAAUUGCAAGACAAUUUCCAGUGGAACGUCACAGCGCAGUUGUUGAACUCGUUAGAUCGGCUGUUGAGCAAGAAUAACGAUGGGGCGAUGGAGAUAUUGAUUAUCCAGACGUUGAAUCUGAUUCAAGGGACUUUACUGGUGCAUCCACCCAGCCGAGGGUUGUUUCAGAGAGAGAUGUAUAUGAAUCAUCUUCUAGAUCUUCUGGAGCCAGAUAUGUGUCCGGCCGUACAAUCAUCAACUAUCAUUACCCUCGUCUGCGCCUUGAUCGAAGCACCUCAGAACGCACGAACUUUCGAAAGACUCGACGGUCUCAUGAUGAUCACCUCGGUCUUCAAGUCGAGAGAAACAACAAGAGAGGUAAAACUCAAGCUUGUGGAGUUCCUAUACUUCUAUCUCAUGCCCGAAACUCCUUCCAUCCCAUCCGCAAACGCGACAGCUUCUGUUCCGGCAAUGCUACAACGAAGCCCGAGCAAAUUAGCUGGAGCUUUCAACCGAGCGGAUUCGGCGGCGAGGAAGCGGGCCGACAGUGAGAGCGGUAUAACCCGGACGACGGAUGAGAAGCAAGUACUUCUGAGUAAACAUCUACCGAACGUGGAGGAUCUGGUUGUGGAUUUGAGAGAAGCACAAGCCGCGUUUGGCGGAGACCUUAACUGA
Molecule: messenger RNA, 882 nt
Organism: Glarea lozoyensis ATCC 20868
Lineage: Eukaryota; Fungi; Ascomycota; Leotiomycetes; Helotiales; Helotiaceae
Exons: 2
Coding region: 1-882 (293 amino acids)
Source: RefSeq, a predicted model, not a curated record